CCUGCUUGGAGGCCAAGGAAAGAAGCACGCCCGACAUCGAGUACCAGCAAACCGAUCGCCUGCAUUCCUACUCUCUUCCCCGAAAACCCCUCGCAUGUGCCUCCCCACCCUCUCUCUGGUUUCGUCCAUGACCAUCGCCUUCGUCACCGAAGCCUCGCGAUGCAGUCGUAAUUGAAGCUAGCUGGGAACGCAACCACGGGAUCACGGCUUACAGAGACCCGAAACUCCAUUUUUUUCCUCCUCUCCUACCCGGAAACAUUAAGGAAGUGAACCUACCACACUCAGCAAAGACUAAAGAUCAAAGAUGUCCCGCCGAUAUGACAGCCGGACGACGAUCUUCUCCCCGGAGGGACGACUCUACCAGGUGGAAUACGCCAUGGAAGCCAUCGGCAACGCCGGCUCGGCGAUCGGUAUACUUGGUACCGACGGCGUAGUCCUUGUUGGAGAGAAGAAGGUCACCUCUAAGCUUCUCCAGACCUCCAAAUCUACCGAGAAAAUGUAUAAGAUUGACGAUCAUCUGGCAUGUGCAGUCGCCGGUAUCAUGUCUGACGCCAACAUCCUGAUCAACACCGCGCGCGUUCAGGCCCAGCGCUACACUUUCGCAUACCAGGAGCCCAUGCCAGUUGAACAGCUCGUGCAGUCCCUUUGUGACACCAAGCAGGGUUACACCCAGUUUGGCGGGCUCCGCCCUUUCGGGGUCUCCUUCCUCUUCGCUGGCUGGGACUCCAACUUCGGCUUUCAGCUCUAUAUGAGUGAUCCCAGUGGGAAUUACAGUGGUUGGAAGGCCGCUGCCAUUGGGGCCAACAACCAGGCUGCACAGUCCAUGCUGAAGCAGGACUAUAAGGAGGAUAUUGGUAGAGAGGAGGCAGUCCAGCUUGCGCUCAAGGUGCUUAGCAAGACUAUGGAUAGUACCAGUCUUACAGCGGAGAAGCUUGAGCUAGCGGAGAUUUUCUUGCUUCCUUCAGGAGAGGUGAAGUACCAGGUUUGUUCUCCAGAAGGGCUCACCAAGCUGCUUGUGAAAUCUGGAGUCACCCAGCAACCUUCGGAGUCUGCUUAGCAUGGGAGUUGGAGUCUUUAGCAAACUGCAAGGAAACACAAGGGUAGGGUGAUCAUAAUAUUGAAUUUUAUUGUUAUCCAACCAUUUUGUGAG
Messenger RNA from Phalaenopsis equestris, 1150 nucleotides. RefSeq names its product proteasome subunit alpha type-4. The record is from RefSeq and is a predicted model, not a curated record. The transcript has 3 exons. Gene Ontology annotation, biological process: ubiquitin-dependent protein catabolic process. The coding region runs from base 305 to 1057 and encodes 250 amino acids. Lineage: Eukaryota; Viridiplantae; Streptophyta; Magnoliopsida; Asparagales; Orchidaceae. Gene Ontology annotation, cellular component: proteasome core complex; cytosol; proteasome core complex, alpha-subunit complex.